This is a messenger RNA of Trichomycterus rosablanca, 1711 nucleotides long. It is a transcript of the gene caps2, whose product is annotated as calcyphosine 2. The transcript has 13 exons. NCBI's taxonomy places the organism in Eukaryota, Metazoa, Chordata, Actinopteri, Siluriformes, Trichomycteridae. The record is from RefSeq and is a predicted model, not a curated record. Bases 101 to 1306 code for a protein of 401 amino acids.
GAUUAAGAAAACGCAAGAAAUAAACACUUCAUUGACAGGAUUUCUGGAAUCUCCACUGAGCAGCUACAGGGAGCAGUCAAUAAGCAAUCACAAACCCAACAUGAAGCCAUCACAGAUAAGCCCAAGCAGUCCUGUUCAAAGUAAUCACACUCAAACAGACACGAUGCACACCCGAAACAGGAAAUUAGAGGCAGAGGGGCUGAAUGUUGAGAGAAAAACACAGACUGUAAUUGAUCAGAUGAUGGUAGACCAGCUCUCCAGAGCUGUCAUCAGUGACCCAGAGCAGAACUCAGCAAAUGCAUUGACUGCCUCAGCUCGCCACAAAAGGACUCUCCAUCACACCAUGGUGAAAACUCAGAAAUCUUUAACAGAGAACCUUCUAUUCCACAAACUCUGUUUUCAUGCCAGGAUUUUAUCAAGAUGUGGACGUGAGGCUUGCCGGGAGCUUAUUGGCUUCUACUUCAUGUGUGAUCAAACACUAACAGUCUAUGAGUAUCGCAGCUUUGGGAAGAACAGGUGCAGUGCACUGCCUUUUAUUGAGCGUGGGGUCUGUAGGACCAGAGGAAGACCAUACUGCCUAGCUGACUUCUCACAGGGUGCAAGUCUGCGGUUCAGUACAGAAGGAUCAUGCGUCCCGGAGAGCCUGAGACAUCAACCUUAUCUGACACUGAGAGUUACUCAUGUGGAUGAGGAGGCCAAGAGAAUGCUACUAGACCAGUUUGGAGAAAGUGUUCACUGGCUUUCUGAAGAGGAAAUUAGUGACAAAAGGAUCCUAUUAGCAAUUCAAGGUGCUGUACAUGAAAGUUUGAAGGGCCAUGCUGUCCAGACCAUGACUGGCUUGGGAAGGAGGCUGAAGAAAUUAGAUGCAAAGCAGAGUGGCCUUAUGAGCAAAGAGAAGCUCAGAGAAUGUCUGAUGGAGGAGCUCAGUCUCAGUCUGCAGGACUUUGAGACAGUGUGGAGAAUCGUGGGUCUGCAGGGACAAAUGCAGGUUGACUACAAUGAAAUGAUACGUGCUGUCACAGGGGAAAUGAGCGAGACCAGAAAAGCUGCUUUCAUAAAGGUUUAUGUUAAACUUGACCCGAAUAAAACAGGCUCCAUCUCCCUGACUGACAUUGAGAAAUUCUACUGCGGCAAACAACUGCAAAUGGACCUCGGGGUGGACUUCCUCACUUGUCUUCGAAACACAGGAAAUGUCAAUAAAUUCGUGUCCUUUGCUGAGUUUGAAGACUACUAUGAAGGACUGAGCAUUGAAAUUCCAAAUGACCUGGUGUACAUCAACAUCCUAAGAAGCACCUGGAAUAUCUGACCUUUACUAACAAUAAGUUUCGGCAAAUCGAUCGCAGACUGAGCAGGGGUGUCCCGGGAGGGAUAGCAAAUGGAUUGCUGCUAUUUCUUGGAGGCGGAGCACAGACCACCAAUCAGAGCAGUGCACCUGAGUGCAGGAGGAGGGACAUUUUUCUUUAUGCUGGCUGUGAUUUUGGUGUCCUUGGUGUGCUCUAUUCCCUUUUGUUGUCAUUUCUGUGUGGUCAUUGUAGUUAGUGUUGUGUGCUGUGUAAUUGGUUGUGAUAAUUGUAAAUAGAAAGUGUUUGAUAAUUGUAAAUAGAAGUUGUGUGAUUCCCUAGUUUCUUAUGUCCACUUUUUGCCCAUUGUAAAUAUUGCACCACGCCCUCUGUACAGCACUUAUCUUUAUAAACGUAUAAAAACAAACAUC